AUGUCGCAUACCACCAAGCAGCUGAAGAAGGCGGCGCGCAUCAUUCUCAUCGGUGCUCCAGGGGUAGGAAAGGGAACGCAGUCAGAGAGACUCCUCGCCCGCUUUCCGCAGCUAGCUUCCAUCAGCUCCGGGGACCUUUUACGGGAGAAUGUGCGCCGGAGGACACCGUUAGGUGAGUUGCAUGAGAUUCUUUUCCUGAAUAAUAGCACGACAAAGAGCAUUGGGCUGAUAGAAGAGACAGGCCUCGAAGCCGAGGCUGCAAUGCAGUCCGGCAAUCUCGUUCCAGAUUCAAUGAUUCUCAGUCUUAUUUCUUCCGAGCUGAAAUCCAAGGGCUGGCUCCCUCCGUCGUCUUCUCUCUCGGAAACAUCUUCUACAUCCCCAGCACCCUCAUCACCAGUAUCUACCGACUCGGUUCCUUCAUUAUCCUCCUCCGCCUCCUUCAUCCUCGACGGCUUCCCGCGCACCGCUGCCCAAGCCACCAGCCUCGACACCAUAGUCCCCGUGAACUUCGUCCCUUCAGGCCGGGUCUAUAACACAGAUUUCAACGCGCCGAAAGUCCCCGGGAAGGACGAUAUCACAGGCGAACCCUUAACCCAAAGAGAGGAUGACUCGAUUGAUACCUGGAAGCAACGACUACAGAAGUUCGAAGAGACCAGCCGAGCUCUCCUCCAGCACUACGACCGUCGUGGUAGCCUUUGGCGUGUCGAGGGCAACUCGAGCGACGAGAUUUCUCCUCAGUUAUUCGCAGAGGUUGAGCGGCGGUUCUGCUAG
This is a messenger RNA of Penicillium macrosclerotiorum, 771 nucleotides long. RefSeq names its product adenylate kinase ADK2. Gene Ontology annotation, molecular function: ATP binding; AMP kinase activity. Gene Ontology annotation, cellular component: cytoplasm. Gene Ontology annotation, biological process: nucleobase-containing compound metabolic process. The record is from RefSeq and is a predicted model, not a curated record. The coding region runs from base 1 to 771 and encodes 256 amino acids. The transcript has 2 exons. Lineage: Eukaryota; Fungi; Ascomycota; Eurotiomycetes; Eurotiales; Aspergillaceae.